AUGGUGACGGGCUCGGCGCGGGGCUCCCGCAGCCGGGACCGAGCCGCGCCGGCCCCCUGCCCGUCGGCGGGCGGGCGGCGCGGCGGGGCGGCGGCGGCGGCGGUGCUGGCGGGGCUGUGCGUCCUCUGCUACGGCAACUCCCUGCGGGGCGAGUUCGUGCACGACGACGUCUGGGCCAUCGUGAACAACCCCGACGUGCGGGCGGCCGCCCCCGUGUCCGCCGCCUUCGCCAACGACUUCUGGGGCAAGCGCAUGGCCGAGAACACCAGCCACAAGUCCUACCGGCCCCUCUGCGUCCUCACCUUCAAGUUAAACAUAUUGCUGGCUGGCAUGAACCCCGUGUAUUUCCACGCAGUGAAUGUAAUUUUACACUGUCUGGUGACUCUUGUGCUGAUGUACACUUGUGACAAAGCUGUGUUCAAGGACUGUCGCCUUGCUUUUGUCACGGCGCUCUUCUUUGCUGUGCACCCCAUUCACACCGAGGCUGUAACAGGUAUAGUAGGCAGAGCAGACGUCCUCGCCUGUCUACUCUUUCUGUUGGCUUUUCUCUCCUAUAAUAGGAGUGUGGAUCAGCUUUAUGUUGGGGAACAUUUCCCUCCCACUGCCUCCCCAUUCUUUUUGCUGCUUAGUUUAUUCCUUGGGACGUGUGCAAUGCUGGUGAAAGAAACUGGAGUCACUGUGUUUGGUGUGUGCUUGGUUUAUGACUUCUUUUCCCUCUCCUACAAUGGACUCAAAUUGAGGAACGGGGGCAUUCCCCAGAGGCCCGUGCCCGCUCCGUGGGGCUCGCCGCCGUCCGGCCGGGAGAACGGGAAGCAGCAGCAGCAGCAGCAGCAGCGCUGUGCCCAGCGUGGCACCUGGAGCUCCUGCCACCCGCCCGUGCCCCGGGAGCAGCCCAGCCUGCCCGUGCCCAGCAGGGCCAUCUGGGCCAUCCGCAGCUACCUGACUGCAAAUAACAACCAGAAUUUCUUGUAUACUGCAAGGCCUUUUUUGAAGAGAGCUGCUUUGGUGAUAAGCUAUGUGAUGCUUGUGCUGUAUUUCCGCCUCUGGAUAAUGGGAGGUUCCAUGCCAAUGUUUUCAGAGCAGGACAAUCCAGCCUCAUUCUCACCAUAUUUACUGACAAGAUUUUUAACCUACUCCUACCUUCUGGCCUUCAAUGCAUGGCUGCUGCUGGCACCGAUCACCCUGUGCUACGACUGGCAGGUCGGCAGCAUCCCUUUGGUGGAGUCCAUCUGGGACGUCAGGAACUUGGCCACGGUGUUCCUGCUGCUGGUGAUGACAUUGCUCAGCCUACACUGCGUUGCUGCAUUCAAGAAACUGGAACACAAAGAAGUUUUGGUUGGCUUGUUGUUCCUGGUUUUCCCAUUCAUCCCAGCCAGCAACCUCUUCUUCAGGGUGGGAUUUGUGGUGGCAGAGCGAGUCCUUUACAUGCCGAGUAUGGGGUACUGCAUCCUUUUUGUCCACGGUCUAAAAAAGCUGUCUACGUGGCUAAAUAAAUGGAGAAUUACUGUUCCGACCCUCUUUGCUUUGCUGCUGCUGCUCUUCUCUUGGAAGACCGUGAAACAGAAUGAAAUCUGGCUGUCACGAGAAUCCCUUUUCAGCUCAGGAGUGAAGACCCUGCCCCACAACGCCAAGGUGCACUACAACUAUGCCAAUUUUCUGAAAGACCAGGGCCGUAACGUUGAAGCAAUCUACCACUACAAAACUGCUCUCAAGCUGUACCCUCGUCACGCAAGUGCUCUCAACAACCUGGGGACGUUGACCAAAGACGUGGUGGAGGCCAAGGACUAUUACAGACGGGCCCUGCAGCUCAACCCCCAGCACAACCGAGCUCUCUUCAACCUCGGCAACCUGCUCAAGUCCCAAGGGAAGAAGGAGGAAGCUGUAAUCUUGCUGCGGGACUCCAUUAAGUACGGCCCGGAGUUCGCAGAUGCUUACUCAAGCCUGGCCUCGCUCUUGGCUGAGCAGGAACGGCUCAAGGAGGCUGAGGAGGUCUAUAAGGCUGGCAUAGAGAAUUGUCCAGAGAGCUCCGACCUGCACAACAACUACGGUGUUUUUCUGGUUGAUACCGGGUCUCCUGAGAGAGCCAUGUCCCACUACAGGCAGGCCAUCCUCCUCAGCCCUGCUCACCAUGUGGCCAUGGUGAACCUGGGCAGGCUUCACCGCUCCCUGGGGCAGAACAAAGAGGCUGAAGUGUGGUACAAGAGGGCACUGAAGGUAUCCAGGAAGGCGGAGAUCCUGUCCCCGCUGGGGGCCCUGUAUUACAACACGGGGCGCUACGAGGAGGCGCUGCAGGUCUACCGGGAGGCGGCGGCGCUGCAGCCUUCCAGCAAGGACACCCGACUGGCGCUGGCUCAGGUUCUGGCAAUGAUGGGGCGGACGAAGGAAGCCGAGAAGAUGACGAACCACAUCCUUCAUGAGGAUGCAGAGUGCCUGGAGUGCUACCGCCUCCUGUCAGCCAUCUACAGCAAGCAGGAGCUCUAUGCCAAGGCACUUGAAGCUAUAGAAAAAGCGCUUCAGCUAAAACCAAAGGAUCCAAAAGUCAUAUCAGAGCUCUUUUUCACUAAAGGAAACCAGCUAAGAGAACAGAAUCUCCUUGACAAGGCUUUCGAGAGCUAUAAACGGGCUGUGGAGCUCAACCCAGACCAAGCACAGGCCUGGAUGAAUAUGGGAGGCAUCGAGCACAUCAAGGGGAGCUACAUCACUGCCCGUGACUACUACGAGAAAGCCUUGCAGCUGGUUCCAAACAGCAAGCUGCUGAAGGAGAAUCUGGCCAAACUGGAUCGCUUGGAGAAACGGUUUCAAGAAGUCCAGGAGAAAGACCAAACAUAGCAAUCAGUCACCAGCAGGAGGACACUCGUGCCCCUUGGAGAAGAGUGUGGUGGAAGCCUGUUGCUCAAAGUGAUGCUGAAGGAGCUUUGAUAGGACUCAGAAUUAUGGAAGGCAAACUUCGAACGCAUGCUUAGGUUCAAUCAAAGUUACAGGAUCCUGUGGGAUCAUGGGAUCCUUGGGUGCUGUGGGAUAUGCUGGAGCAUGAAUGAAAACCUUCCUUUAAUCAAGAUUUACGUCUAGGCUGAACCCGUUCUAGUCACACCGGGAGUGUGGGUGGGACAUGUACCUUCAGUAUCUUGGUUGUCACCAGGGAAACCAUGGAGACAAAGCACUCAUCCAUUGCAGCAGGGGUGAAGGAGCACCUCCUGUUCCUCCACACACAGGCUCACCUCAUCCAUGUAGAGCACCACUGAUGGGCUUCAUUGCAAGUGCUGCAGACAGGAAAGAUGGUCAUACAGGUCACAUAAAAAAGGUUCCAAGGGGUUAAUGCUGAGGAAAUGGUGGUUGCUUUUACAGCUCUAAAUGGGACUUGAAAAUUAUUCAAAAGAAAGGGGAAACUAUUUAAAUAUCACCCUGGAAGGAUGAUUCUACAAGUAGGACAGAUGAUCCUUUGAGGGAAAACCUAGCCUGAAUGUUUUAUUCAUUAGACAAUAAUUUUGUAGUAAUUCAGGUUCAUGAUGUCACUUUUGUCAAAUAUCAUAUGGCUUUACCCUUUGCCCUCUCCCUCCAGGCCAAAUAAUUAUUACUCUGAAAAACACUGAAGCAUCCAAAGGCAAUGGGAAGCUCUAGGAUUACUUGUCCUCCUGCUCAGUCCCCAGUAUGGAAAACAAACAACCUAUCUAAUCAAUAUAAGAGGUAAAGUAAAGCCACAGGGAGAUUAGGGAACAUUUCCUAGCCUGGAAAGGUACGAAGGAGGCUCUUUUAUGGGUGUGCAGGGACAAAGCCCAUUUAUCAUGGUGAUAACACUGACAAAAUACUUGGCCAAAGUGUUCUCACCACUCCCCUAAGAGAUACAGAAAAUGACCUAUAGCUGAUCAGUCAUAAAUCUAUAUUUUUAAAUACUGAUGUGGGAAAACAGAUUCUCUUCAGAACUGAGGCUUUUAUUUUUGAGCUUUAUUUAUUUAACUUAUAAUAAUCAAAUAAUUAAUAUAUUUUCUCUGUUUUAUAUGAAUUGGGCAAUAUCCCUCACAGCUGGCCACACAGUUGGGCAUUGUGACUCAUAUUGUCUGAAGUUAUGAAAAGGGAGUAUCAGUGAGGCGUGCUGGAAUAAUUCCCUCUCAUGAUUCUAAGUGGCUGCAGAACACUUUGGACCACACUGGCCCUGCAAUAGCAGCACUUCUGCUGCUUCCACCAGGGUUUGCACCAGUUCCCAGGGAGCAUUAGUGGGAUCUGCUUCCUGCCUUUGGGUUUGGACACCAGGGUCAGUCACCCGUUGUUCCUCUU
Molecule: messenger RNA, 4272 nt
Organism: Agelaius phoeniceus (red-winged blackbird)
Lineage: Eukaryota; Metazoa; Chordata; Aves; Passeriformes; Icteridae
Gene: TMTC1
Product: transmembrane O-mannosyltransferase targeting cadherins 1
Biological process (GO): protein O-linked glycosylation via mannose
Molecular function (GO): protein binding; mannosyltransferase activity
Source: RefSeq, a predicted model, not a curated record